Messenger RNA from Nothoprocta perdicaria, 1167 nucleotides. RefSeq names its product arginine vasopressin receptor 1B (gene AVPR1B). NCBI's taxonomy places the organism in Eukaryota, Metazoa, Chordata, Aves, Tinamiformes, Tinamidae. The record is from RefSeq and is a predicted model, not a curated record. Gene Ontology annotation, cellular component: membrane. The transcript is spliced from 2 exons. Gene Ontology annotation, molecular function: vasopressin receptor activity; peptide binding. Gene Ontology annotation, biological process: regulation of systemic arterial blood pressure by vasopressin; positive regulation of vasoconstriction; G protein-coupled receptor signaling pathway. The coding region runs from base 1 to 1167 and encodes 388 amino acids.
AUGGAGCCGGGAUGGGGCAGCAAUGGCUCCCAGCCCAGCCGCCCCGCGGGCAACGGGAGCCUCCUGUGGAGCCGCGACGAGGCGCUGGCCAGGGCCGAGGUCGGGGUGCUGGCCGCCAUCCUGGCCGCGGCCACCGUGGGCAACGCGGCGGUGCUGCUGGCCGUGUACCGCCUGCGCGGCAAGACGAGCCGCGUGCACCUCUUCAUCCUGCACCUGGGCCUCACCGACCUGGCCGUGGCGCUCUUCCAGGUGCUGCCGCAGAUGGCGUGGGAGGUGACGUUCCGCUUCGCGGGCCCCGACGCGCUGUGCCGCGCCGUCAAGUACCUGCAGGUGCUCAGCAUGUUCGCCUCCACCUACGUGCUGCUGGCCAUGACGCUGGACCGCUACGCGGCCGUGCGGCACCCGCUGCGCUCGCUGCGGCAGCCCGGCCGCCGCGCCUGCGGCGCCAUCGCGGCCGCGUGGCUGCUCAGCGCGCUGCUCAGCCUGCCGCAGCUCUUCAUCUUCUCGCUGCGCGAGGUGCGCAGCGGCUCCGGGGUGCUCGACUGCUGGGCCCACUUCGCGGCGCCCUGGGGCGCCCGCGCCUACGUCACCUGGACGGCGCUCUGCGUCUUCGUGCUGCCCGUGGGCGUCCUCGCCGUCUGCUACGGCCUCAUCUGCCGCGAGAUCUGCAGGAACCUGCAGGGCAAGACGCAGAGCGGCGGCGCGGGCGGCGCGGCGCAGCGGGGCGGCCGCCGCGGCGCCGGGCAGCCCUCGCGCGUCAGCAGCGUCCGCACCAUUUCGCGCGCCAAGAUCCGCACCGUCAAGAUGACGCUGGUCAUCGUGCUGGCCUACGUGGCCUGCUGGGCUCCCUUCUUCGGCGUGCAGCUCUGGUCGGUGUGGGGCGAGGACGCGCCGCGUGACGAGUCCUCGGACGCGGCCUUCACCAUCGCCAUGCUGCUGGGCGGCCUCAGCAGCUGCUGCAACCCCUGGAUCUACCUGUGCUUCAGCGGGCACCUGCUGCAGGCGCUGGCGCGCGCCCUGCGCUGCCGCCGCGGCGCCCGCGCCGCCCUCCGCCGCCCGCCCUCCACCGGCAGCCUCUGCAGCCGCAAAACCACCGUGGUGCUGAGCGCCGGCCGCGGCGCGCGCCGCCCCGACGAGGACGCCGACACCGAGGCGGGCACGCUCUAG